UUUAAUUUCCGCGAUUAGUAAAGAGGUAUUGACUACAGUCUUUCAUAGAUGAGGCCAUGUAAGCAUAGGUUAACAUCAUGGUGUUGGGUUAUAAGUACUUGCUGUUUGUUGGUAAAAUUCUUCUAGAAAUUGGCUUGGUACCGAAUGCAGCAGCGAAUCCAGUGUUUGUAAACACGGGGAAAACUACAUAUACCGGCUAUUUUACGGCAGUGGAUUUUGAAACAGCAGUAAAAAAAUGUCAAGAUUACAAAGGAAGUCUUCUGUUUCCACGAGCCUUGCAAGAUAUCGUCAACAAUUUUGUGUAUCUACAGUCCAUGCCUUCCGAAAGUUGGAUUGGUGCAACCGACAAGGAUAUUGAGGGAGACUGGAGAAACAAUGGAUCUCGUUUUACGUUCUCUUUCUGGGAUUUUGGAGAACCAGAUUCCACGUCAGAUGAAUUAGAUUGUGCCUACUAUAGUAAAUUGAAAAAUUAUAGAUGGUCGUCUGCCGAUUGCGAAACUACAAAACCAUUUGUUUGCGAAGGCGGUGAAAAUCCAAAUAUUGCAAUAACCGAAAGUAGCCAGGCUUCAACUCUCCACGUCCACACAACAAAACAUGAACUCAAACAGACCACCAAAUCUUCAGCUGCAUUGUCAAUCCCAAUCACCCCAACAAAUAUAUCAUCGAAAGAAUAUGAACUUAUUACAACAAUGCAAUCAACCGAAUUUGUAUCUGAAGUUAUUGAUCGUGCCACAUUUUCAGAAGCGCCAAGACCACAAAAUUUGACUUUUCAGACUAUUUUUGAAUCAUUGCGCAUCAUGUUGGAGUCCAUUGAGGAUGAAACAGACGUAUAUAAUUUUAUUACGACCGUAGAAAACAACUUCAGUGAGCAACUUGCCGACGUUGCUUUCAGGUCAAAUUUUAAUGGCGUCUUGGAAAAGUUGUUACUUGGUAUGCAUAUUAAGAUAGUCAAUUCCACCGAUGUUAUAAAAAUCUCUUUUUCAAAUCGAAAUUUAACUUCAUUGGAUAUAUCUCUUACGAGCCAAAAUGCUAUAGUAGUUGUAUCCGCAUAUAAUAGGGAAAUGAAGAGUUGGCGGAAUUUCAUUGCACGGCAAAAAACAUCCAAGCUAUCAAUAGACAAGGAGAUUUCAUUACUUCCAAUAAAUGGAAGUAUAUUUCAUAUAGCGUCAUAUGAAAAGACGAAUGGAAUUGUACAAAAAACUAAUAGCGCAGUAAACUUUACGAUAAAUCUACAAGGCGAUCACACCGUACUGCAGUAUCUUCAUGAGAAGAAAGUUUUCCUACAAGGGGGAGUAUCCAGAAGUUGUGCAUUGAUCAAUUUACCCACCAAAACUUGGGAAGAUACGAAUUGCAAACACGCUGUUCAGGAGUACGGUCAGAUUACGUGUAGUUGUGAACAUACAACAACGUUUUCUGGCGUUUUGUCUUUCAAUGUUAUCUCAGUUUCGGACGAUGUAUUGGACCUUGUGAUUGCUAUUCAAAUUACCUCAACGCUGUUUCUUUCAACCACACUUGUAUUUUACUUUGUAGCAAGAAAACGUCUGAGGAAAGAACGUAGUUUCACACAAAUCUACUUAACUUUAUCUUUGCUGUUUCUGAAUGUCGUUAUGAUAGUUGCUCAAGUGUCUAACAAAAUUUCAGAAUUGUGUAUUAUCACGACAGCGAUGACACAUUAUUUUCUGAUGACUUCAUUCUGUUGGAUGUUCAACCAUGGCUACAUAUUAUACAUUAAGACUUGUCAUAACCCGCUGGGAUUUAACAUGAACAGAUAUAUACCCCGUUUACACGCAUUGGGAUGGGGACUACCGGGUGUAAUAGCAUCAGUCAGUGCUGCAAUUGCUAUACCAAAUGAAGUUUACGUCGAAAAGUCGGAAAACUAUGAACUCCAGGCUUCAAAAAAUGUAUCUUUUUACAAUUUUCCUAAAUAUAGAACAUGUUGGUUGAGUACGAUUUCCCUGGUAAAUUUAUCCGCAAUUGUACCUGUAUGUCUAAUUAUACUUGCUAACUGCACAAUACUGUUCAAGGUCACUUACGUUGUUUGGAAAUUGUCAAAAUCCAGUGAAAAUUAUCUUCCAAGUUCCGGUUGUCGAAUGACGCCUCAACAAUGGGAUAAUGCUGUUAAAGGUUUCAAGGCCUUUGCCACCCUAUCACCGAUUCUCGGAUGCACGUGGAUAUUCGGCUUUUUGGUAAACAUUCCAGAUGUAGAAGAAGUUUUUGUUGGGUUUUCAAGUUUAUUAAACGGAAUUCAAUGUCUAUCUCUCUUACUAAUUUUUGCUAUUUUAAAUCCGGAUGUUCAACCGACAGCAGUGCGCCGUUAUCGGGAACGAUCCAGAUUAAGACGACAGGCCACAAUGUCACAAUGUGACACGAAGCUCACGAACAUGGGAUCAAGAAGAUUGCAGACAGUGUCUACAACAGUUCGAUAAAAUCAAGAUAUUCUGCACUCACUUCAACCCUUAUUCAUUCAAACUGUCUAGUUCAGUCGAAGUACUAUGUUUUAAAGGUCUGUUUCAACACAUCAUAUUCAUGAAACUCGUCAUUGUUAUACACAGAAUAUAUAUACAGAUUAUAACUUGUCAAGUGAAGUAAAAAUAAUACACCUACAAUAGCAAUGGCUUAAAACUACUGAACAUUGUUCACUAUAUUUGUUUCACUAAAUGCGUUUGAAGAUCUUACGUGGUCCAGAGAGACCCGUGACUAUUUAUAUUCGUCUAGUCUUUUUCAUUUAGCAUUGUGUAUCAAAACAUCCGGUUGCCCGUCUUUGUAAAUAUAUUACCGCAUUACUAAAUAACUAUAUAACCAUAAAUAUUAAUGAAAUCAACUUUGGAUUUUACCUAUGUUAUUAACUCGAUCAUAAAUUUGCUUUAAGUUACCAAAUGUGGACGUUGGCACACCCAGGAUGUAGUGUCAUAACUAGGGAUGGCGGAAUCGAGUCCGGAUUCGAUUACAGAAUCGAUUUUUCGCAUUGAAAUUCUCGAGGUUAAAACUUGGAUUGAAAAGAAGGUGUAAAGUUUUGUGGCAAUUCCUUCACAUAUAUGUAUAAACUGCUUCACUGCUAUGUUGAGUUGCUACGACGACGC
Messenger RNA from Styela clava, 3080 nucleotides. RefSeq names its product adhesion G-protein coupled receptor F1-like. The record is from RefSeq and is a predicted model, not a curated record. Gene Ontology annotation, cellular component: plasma membrane. Gene Ontology annotation, biological process: adenylate cyclase-activating G protein-coupled receptor signaling pathway; cell surface receptor signaling pathway. Gene Ontology annotation, molecular function: G protein-coupled receptor activity. Lineage: Eukaryota; Metazoa; Chordata; Ascidiacea; Stolidobranchia; Styelidae.